AGAAACCAAGAACGCCCCAACUCCUUUCAAUGCGAGAAUUACUCAUCUGAGUCUAAACAAACAAAAUCCCUUGAUGGGUUUUGUGAUUCUUGAGGCAGUUGCAUCAGAAACCUUCUAUAAAAUAAUCAUUUUUUUAAUUUGAAUUAACAACCAUUAAAAAAAACCCAAUAAAAAACAAUAAAAAUACGGCAUCUCAAGCAUCUCAACUUCUUUAAAUUUCAACACCACCCAUCUGAGAUUUCCACAGAAACCAAACAGAGAAUCCUUGGUGGGUUUCUCUUCUUGAAGCAUUUCAACAAGCAAAAUCAAUAUCCCAUCUAAAAUUUUCAAAGAAUACCAACAGAUAUCCUUUCUGAGUUUUGCUUCUUGAAGCAUUUCAAUCAGCAAAAUCAAUAGAGAGAGAGAGAGAGAGAGAGAGAGAGAGAGUAAUCUCCAUUCAAAGAAACCAUGGAUCAAAAGAAGCCGAACAAGAUCAGUGAUAUUGUUAGGCUUCAACAGAUCCUCAAGAAAUGGAAGAAACUCGCAAAUGCUCCAAAACCAACCACAACCAGUAGCAGCAAGAGUAUGAAAUUCCUCAAAAGGACGCUAUCCUUCUCGGACAGCUCUGUUUCAUCUCUGUCCAGCAGCACUGGUGAUGGAGCCGUCCCGAAAGGAUUCCUUGCCGUCUCUGUCGGGGAAGAAAUGAAGAGAUUCGUCAUCCCAACAGAGUAUCUAACCCACAGAGCUUUCGGCAUUCUGCUGAGGGAAGCUGAAGAGGAGUUUGGAUUCCAGCAGGAAGGAGUUCUGAGGAUUCCAUGUGAGGUACCCGUCUUUGAAAGGAUUCUGAAGGUAGUUGAGGAGAAGAGGGAGGUUUUCUUCAUGCAGGAGAUUGGAUUCAAUGGAGAGAAGGAGAUGGUGGGGUGCUGCUCAUCAAGGGCUGAGAUCUCCACAUCUCAUCACCCUCCAAAGCCUAUGUGUAGAUGAUAAGUUACCGUUACUCUCGUUACUCUCUUUGUAUUUUCAUUUUUGGGCUUUUCAUGUGAAGAAGGAGAAGCUUAUGAGAGAAUUUGAAUAAGGUAAGGUAGAGAGAGAUUUCACGUAGGUA
Molecule: messenger RNA, 1084 nt
Organism: Magnolia sinica
Lineage: Eukaryota; Viridiplantae; Streptophyta; Magnoliopsida; Magnoliales; Magnoliaceae
Product: protein SMALL AUXIN UP-REGULATED RNA 51-like
Exons: 1
Coding region: 448-963 (171 amino acids)
Biological process (GO): response to auxin
Source: RefSeq, a predicted model, not a curated record